AUGGCCGAAGCUUUGGUGAGUAGAAAAGAUACCUGUUGCUCAUUCAUUAACAAUGGUGAUGAUUUGUUGACAUUAAAAAAAAUUGUAUCCAAAAAAACAGACAUUGACGGUGAGAUACAAAAACUCAAUAAGUCUGUAGACACUAAUGGCAGCGAAUUCAAUGGAAACCACAAUAAAACUGAUAGCAUAAUACAUUUUGAUGUCGAUAAUACAUCGUCAUUAGAACCAAAUUUUGAAAUGGAUAAUGAUACAGAUCGUAAUAUCACUAUCGGUUCAAUUUGCACCCAAGAAGAUCGUGAGUCAGAAGCUAUUUACAUCUCUAAUGAAAAUUCAAAUGACGCAGAUGUAAAUAACGGUGAGAUACAAAAACUCAAUAAGUCUGUAGACACUAAUGGCAGCGAAUUAAACGGAAACCACAAUAAAACUGAUAGCAUAAUACAUUUUGAUGUCGAUAAUACAUCGUCAUUAGAACCAAAUUUUGAAAUGGAUAAUGAUACAGAUCGUAAUAUUACUAUCGGUUCAAUUUGCACCCAAGAAGAUCGUGAGUCAGAAACUAUUUACAUCUCUAAUGAAAAUUCAAAUGACGCAGAUGUAAAUAACGGUGAGAUACAAAAACUCAAUAAGUCUGUAGACACUAAUGGCAGCGAAUUAAACGGAAACCACAAUAAAACUGAUAGCAUAAUACAUUUUGAUGUCGAUAAUACAUCGUCAUUAGAACCAAAUUUUGAAAUGGGUAAUGAUACAGAUCGUAAUAUAACUAUCGGUUCAAUUUGCACCCAAGAAGAUCGUGAGUCAGAAACUAUUUACAUCUCUAAUGAAAAUUCAAAUGACGCAGAUGUAAAUAACGGUGAAAAAGAUAUUCAAGUAACUUCAAUCAAAUGUUUAGAUGUUCCAUAUUCUCAGAGUGGUUCUUUAUACGAUAAUGAUUCACAUGAUUUGCAAGAUGAUUAUUCAGAACUAAAUAAUAUUGGGUCACCUGCGUCUUACUUUAAUAUAUCAGCAAGAGCACCAUUACGUUCUUAUAAGGAUUUAGAUACUAUGUUUGAAGGUGAUCAUUUUUUACUGAAAAAAGAAGUAUUAAAUAAUAAGCGAAAACGAAAAUUUGAAGAUUUGGUAGAACAAGAUCAGAAGUCUACUAAGCUACUUAAAUUGUGGAACUUGAUGAAAUAUCCUUUUAAAAAAAUAACAUAUGGUACUUCGAUAAGUGAAAAUAAAUCAAAUAUUUCUAAAGUGGAAAUCAUAUCUGAAAACGAGAAUACCGUAGAACCCGAGUCGGCUGUUUGUGAGAACAAUGGUGAUCAUGCAAAAACUGAAGAAGAGACACUCAAAAUAAUAUUGAGGCAGAUGAAGAAAUUGGGGAUACUUCAAUAA
This is a messenger RNA of Macrosiphum euphorbiae (potato aphid), 1371 nucleotides long. The record is from the annotation of a GenBank genome assembly. Lineage: Eukaryota; Metazoa; Arthropoda; Insecta; Hemiptera; Aphididae.